Messenger RNA from Brassica napus (rape), 1005 nucleotides. RefSeq names its product PAMP-induced secreted peptide 2-like. NCBI's taxonomy places the organism in Eukaryota, Viridiplantae, Streptophyta, Magnoliopsida, Brassicales, Brassicaceae. The transcript has a single exon. Gene Ontology annotation, biological process: regulation of developmental process; innate immune response. The coding region runs from base 424 to 684 and encodes 86 amino acids. The record is from RefSeq and is a predicted model, not a curated record.
ACAUAAAAUAAUAUGCACUAGAAUUUGAACUCCAAAUAUUUUAUAGUUUGCAUCGAAAAGUCUGCUCCAAACAAUCAGAGGAAAAAAUCAAUGAUUUCUUCAUCCAGGAAAAGAAAAUCAUCUUCAUUCCUCCUUGAUGGCUUUUCUAUUGAUCCACAUGUUUUAAAAUAAGGCGACCAAGAAUAAGAGGCAACCUCGGUAUUUUACCAGGAAGUAGCGUUGUGUUGAAUUAUAAACUUAUGGAGUCAAAGCUAAUAAAAUUCAGACUUUUUCUUUUCCUUCAAGGCUCUCCACACUGCUAUAUAAUCCAACUCCAAGUCCACAAACUCCUCACAAGUCACUACCAAAUUUUCAUCAUCUCGAUAUUGACUAGUGAUAAAUUCAGACGUUUUCUUUUAAUUUCUCUAAAACCGCUAAAAGAAAAUGAUGGUAAACAAGGUUAUUUCGGGUUCGAUUCUGUUUUUCAUAUUGGUGGGUUCAGUUCUUGUAGUGGAGGCUCGUCCGCUGGGUUUAACGAAGGCCGAAGAGAAGCUAGCAGCUAAAUUCUUUGAUGGUUUGUCACUUGGUGCGAUCAAGGACUCGGGUCCUGGCUCUGGUGGUGAGGGUCAUAAAUUCGUGGAUCGGAGUGAGCCGGUUGUAUAUGGUAAGUACUCUGGUCCCAGUCCGAGCGGACCGGGUCACUAAGUAAGGAACCAGUGGUUCCGAGUUCUGACGAAUUGGUUAAGGUGGCCACUUCGGUGUAGCUAGCUUCAAAAAUUGAUUAUUUCUUUAGUUUCUUUUUUUUGUUAUACCUUUCAGAUUAUUUAAUAAGGAUAUUUCUCCACCUUCACCAUACAAAUACAAUGGUGGAGAACAAAUUGGAGGAAACCAAGAAUUGGUAGAAUGUCAUUCUUUUCUCUGUAGUAUUGUUUUGUUUGUUUAAUGGUUGUAGUUUAUUUGAAAACAAUAAACAAUGUAAUAAAAUUCAUUGAUUAUUUUGUUUAAUAUAUAACUUCAUUUUUCACU